Messenger RNA from Stylonychia lemnae, 1299 nucleotides. NCBI's taxonomy places the organism in Eukaryota, Ciliophora, Spirotrichea, Sporadotrichida, Oxytrichidae. The record is from the annotation of a GenBank genome assembly.
AUGUUUAUUGCUUUUUGGAACUUUUUUAAUGGCUAAGACAAUAGCAAUGAAAAUCAAUCUACAUCAUCUUAAUCCUCAGAUAGCUCAGAUAGGAAGAGGGAGAAUCAGCGUUUAAAUUCUUCGAGUAAUAAUCAAAUUUAAGAGAAAGAUGGAUAGCUUUCAUUUCAUGCAUUUGAUAAUAAAUUGAACGGAUCAAAGGCUGAAUAAAAUCUUUAUGACAAUAAUAAAUUGCACAAUGGAAAUUAUUAAGAGAGGAAAAUAAGUUCUUAUAGAUUUAAUUCUACCACUACUGAUAAGCCUUAAAAUGAGCCUUAAAUAAAUAACGAUAUUUAAAUGUAGUAGGAAAAUUUGUAGGACAAGUUUGAAAAGCAAGAAGAUAUACAUCAAAACUAUGAAUAAAUGCCUUUAGAUUUUCAAAUCAUCGGUUAAUACAAAGUCAUUUUGGGAGGUUGGCUUGAGGUUUCUGUCAAUAUGGGAGAUAUCACUGAGGAAAAGGUUGACGCUAUUACAAAUGCAGCUAAUGAGAAAUUGUUGCAUGGAGGUGGAGUUGCUGCUGCAAUAAUAAAAAAAGGUGGUCAUUAAAUUCAGAUUGAAUCAGACAGUUGGAAGGAGAGAUAUGGAUUGGUGCAAGUAGGGACAGCUCCUGUGGUUACUGGAUCUGGGAAUAUAAAGAAUUGUAAAUAAAUCAUUCAUGCAGUAGGUCCAAGAUGGACGAAUGACACAUGCAGAACAGCAUGUAAAUACAAUUUAAAGUCAGUUUCUAUUCCAGCAAUUUCUUCAGGAAUAUUUAGGUUCCCUAGAAAAUUAUGUGCUGCUCAUUUAUUCAGAGCUGUUGAAGAUUUUUGCUUUGAAAAUAGGCUAGAAAUCUAAGUAGACUCUAAUCCUAGUUUAAGAGUUAUAAGGUUUACUAAUUUUGAUUUACCCACAAAAUUUAAUGAUAAAGAAAGAAAAUAUGAAGCAAAAAUACAUCAGAGAGAAAUUCAUGAUUAAGAGACUUAAACUCUUUUAUCUUAUGAUGAAGUUGAAAUGAGGAUUGGAAACUAGAUUAGGGAUAAAAUUAAGAAAGAAUUAGUAGCUGAAUAUGCAUUGAGAUAUAAAGAACUUGUAAAGAAAUGGGAGAAUGAGAGAAGAGAGCUCUUGGAUAGGGAUUAAAACAGUUAGCAAUAUUAGCAUCAUGCUUAGCAGCAUAACAGUCACAAUAGAUUUGAUCCUAUUUUGAACAAAAAUGGCAACUUAAACAUUCUCAAAGUAACCUUAAUAAUGUAUAAGGAAGGAGAUAUAACUGAGACUGGGAAAUGA